AUGUCUUCGCGAUUCGGCCUCCGAUUCUUCCAAAGCUCGAAAGCAGCUUUUCACAAUGCUUCAUCUCCUCUUCGCAGACACAUUCUCCGGAAUCGGCGGUUUCAGAGUACAGAGGCUACCGCAGAAAAACAGAGUUUCCUGCAGCGAUCAUGGAAUAGUCCGGUUGGCAUGAAGACGGUGCACUUUUGGGCUCCUGUAAUGAAGUGGGUUCUUGUUAUUGCAGGCCUGGGUGAUAUGGCGCGGCCCGCCGAUAAGCUCUCCUUGACGCAAAAUCUUGCUCUUAUGUGCACAGGCGCUAUUUGGACUCGAUGGUGUCUGAUAAUCAAGCCGAAGAAUGUUUUACUGGCAACCGUGAACUUUUUCGUCGGAUGCUUGGGAUUAACGCAGGUCACCCGCAUCUUCCUACAUAGACGAAGUGUUGAUGGGUCUUCGACCGGCGCCUUAAAAGACUUGAGCCAUGAAGCAACAGACUCGGCAAAAACCAUGGCCCAUAAGGCUGAGGAUAUGGUGAAAAAACACUAG
Ophidiomyces ophidiicola is the source of this 522-nucleotide messenger RNA. RefSeq lists its product as uncharacterized. The transcript has 4 exons. NCBI's taxonomy places the organism in Eukaryota, Fungi, Ascomycota, Eurotiomycetes, Onygenales, Onygenaceae. Gene Ontology annotation, biological process: pyruvate import into mitochondria. Gene Ontology annotation, molecular function: pyruvate transmembrane transporter activity. Bases 1 to 522 code for a protein of 173 amino acids. The record is from RefSeq and is a predicted model, not a curated record. Gene Ontology annotation, cellular component: mitochondrial inner membrane.